UUUUUUUUUUUUUGCAGAAUUCAUUUUUUCUUUUUUUUUUCCUAUCUCCAUGAGAGGCGCUCCUAGGAUAUAUGUUUUGUUGGAGUGAAGUAUCUAGUACGGUGAAUUUUUUCCUUUAUAAUAAUCUUUUCUCGUUGUUUCAUUUUUUUGGAGGACCGAAGUCGGUAUAUCAUGCUUCAAAGUGCUGUUUUGUUGAUGCUUUUGCUUUUGCUUUCGCGUGUGCUGUCUGUUCCUUGUAGUUUUUGUUUAGUACUGUUGUCUCAUCUCAUGUGGCUUUUCUCCCGCGUCUCCUUUUUGGUUUUACAUAUUCUCCUUUCUUCUCCUCCUUCUACUUCUUCGACUUCUUCUGCUACAACUUCAUCGUCCACGCAUCGAUCAAGGGCGAAUGUUUCUUCCAUCUCAGGCUGUAUCGUUUCCUGCCAUGAUAGCCAGGUUAACAAAUUAGAGAUGAUAUGCGAGCGAGUUUAGAUAAUGAAAUCAAUCAAGAG
Molecule: messenger RNA, 488 nt
Organism: Myxozyma melibiosi
Lineage: Eukaryota; Fungi; Ascomycota; Lipomycetes; Lipomycetales; Lipomycetaceae
Exons: 1
Coding region: 172-468 (98 amino acids)
Source: RefSeq, a predicted model, not a curated record